Messenger RNA from Uranotaenia lowii, 1907 nucleotides. RefSeq names its product 3,4-dihydroxyphenylacetaldehyde synthase. The transcript has 3 exons. Gene Ontology annotation, molecular function: aromatic-L-amino-acid decarboxylase activity; pyridoxal phosphate binding. Bases 193 to 1761 code for a protein of 522 amino acids. Gene Ontology annotation, biological process: catecholamine metabolic process; amino acid metabolic process. NCBI's taxonomy places the organism in Eukaryota, Metazoa, Arthropoda, Insecta, Diptera, Culicidae. The record is from RefSeq and is a predicted model, not a curated record.
UUUGGGACUGUGCGUGUUUUUCUCUCGUGAAAGGUGUUUUGUGACAAUGUAACCGAGACUUAUCAAGAGACUGCCUAGUGAAAUUGAUGAUCAAUUGGGACUCUAACAAAGACUGUGAUCUGUUGGGCGAAAAAACUUAAAAAAUUUAAGUGUAUGAACUGUUGAGUGUAAGAAGGAAACCCAAACCUCAAAAUGGCUAAUAUGGAUGUGAACGAAUUUCGGGAGUUUGGAAGAGCUGCGAUCGAUUUUGUGGCAGACUAUCUGGAGACGAUUCGUGAAAGAGACGUCCUUCCGUCCGUUGAACCGGGCUACCUCCACGAACUGCUGCCCAAGGAAAUUCCCGAGCAGGGCGACGACUGGAAAUCAUCGAUGGAGGACUUCAAACGGUGCAUUCUCCCUGGGCUUACUCACUGGCAAUCACCGAACUUCCAUGCCUUCUACCCAUCACAGACUUCGUACUCAUCGAUCGUGGCCGAAACGAUCGCUGCCGGAUUGGGGGUUGUUGGUUUCAGUUGGAUUUGUAGUCCGGCGUGCACCGAACUCGAGGUGAUCAUGAUGAACUGGUUGGGUCAACUGUUGAAUCUGCCGAAGUGCUUCCUGAACUGUGAUGAUGGUAACGGUGGUGGUAUCAUACAGGGUUCCGCAAGUGAAUCGAUCUUCAUUGCGGUUCUCGUGGCCCGGGAACAAGCUGUUCGGAGGUUGAAGGUCGAACAUCCGGAGCUGACGGAGGCAGAGAUUCGAGGACGUUUGGUAGCCUAUACGAGUGAUCAAAGUAAUAGCGCCGUUGAAAAGUCAGGUAUUUUGGGAGCCAUCAAGAUGCGAUUGCUUCCGGCGGAUGAUGAUUGUAUAUUAAGAGGCAGAACAUUAAGGGAUGCCGUUGAGGAGGAUAAGGCCAAAGGUUUGUUCCCGGUUGUUAUGGUGGCCACUCUGGGAACCACUGGUACCUGCGCUUACGACGACCUGGAAGAAAUUGGUCCAAUAUGUUCCGAGAUCAAAAUCUGGUUGCAUAUCGAUGCAGCCUAUGCCGGAGCUUCUUUCUGUCUGGAGGAAUACGCUUGGAUCAUGAAAGGAUUAGAAGCUGCGGACUCUCUCAAUUUCAAUCUGCACAAGUGGUUAUUCGUAAAUUUCGACUGUUGCGCCAUGUGGUUUAAGGAUGCUGGAAAGAUCACCGAAGCAUUCAGUGUCGAUCGUAUCUAUUUGCAGCAUAAAUACCAGGGUCAGAGUAAAGCUCCCGAUUAUCGCCAUUGGCAGAUUCAGCUAGGAAGACGAUUCCGAUCGUUAAAGGUCUGGUUUACCCUUAAAAUGAUGGGUGCUGAAAAAAUCCGGGAAACACUUCGGUUCCAGAUAAGUCUGGCUAAGCAGUUUGAGAACUACGUUCGUGCUGAUGACAGAUUUGAAGUCACGUCUUCGACGCUGUGUUUAGUAUGCUAUCGUCUGAAAGGUGAAGAUGCUCCUUCCAAGCAGUUGCUAGAGAACAUUACAAAGCGCAAGAAGGUUUACAUGAUUCCGGCAACUUACCAGGGGAAGUUUAUCAUAAGGUUCAUGAUCGCUGGCCUGGAUCCCAAACCGGAAGACAUCGAUUUCGCAUGGAACGAAGUUAGAACACAAACAGAUCUUCUGCUGGGAGUCGACAACAAUGGUAACACGGUGACGAUCAAGGAUCUUCUGAAACAGCAGGAAAUGUAUGAAAAAGAUAAACCUAUUGGGAAAAUCACCGAGCAGCUCAACGGUUUUAAGCUGUCGGAAGAGAAAGCUCAGUAACAAUUUAGUGAUAGUUCCUUAUUUUUAAACCGGAGACAUUAGAUCAUUUACUAGGUUAGUUUCAUUUCUACAAACUAUGUUUUCUCAUAAGUAUAGAAAAAUUGAUUCCGUACCAUAAGCACAAUAAAAUUUCACUUUUAAACAUA